GAAUACAGUGGGCAACAAAAUACAGUGCACAAACAUCUCUCAAAUAAAUAAAUAAAUCACGUGCGUCAGCGUACUCAACACGCUAAUCCUUGUUUCGCCGCCUCAUCUCUAAUAAAUAACAACACAAUUACAAAUUCUUAUUUGCUUCCUCUUUCUCUCCGAAUUUCCAAUAUCAUAUAUAUAAAGCAAAAACCUUUAACCUGUCCUGUCACCGUGUGUUGUUAAUUGUUAUUCUCUCCUUUCAUUACCUUCUAAAUUCUCGUUUCCCUUUACCCUCUCUAUCUUUCACGCGCUACAAUGGCGGAUGCUAAGACCCAAAUUGAAUCUCUAAGGAAAUGGGUCGUCGAGCAUAAGCUCCGUGCUGUUGGGUGUUUGUGGCUUAGUGGUAUUACGGGUUCAAUUGCGUACAAUUGGUCUCGACCCAACAUGAAAACCAGUGUUAAGCUCAUUCACGCGAGGUUGCAUGCACAGGCUCUUACACUGGGAGCAUUAGCUGGAGCUGCAGCAGUAGAAUAUUUUGAUCGAAAGGCAGAAGGCCGAGAAAGGAAUUCUGGGCGAUAAAUAUAAUGUAACCUGAGUUCCUUGAAUUCUUUGUACUGGGGAUCUCCGAUCUUAGUACUAGAUAUACACGAUGGCCUGGCCUGGUGUAGUACAACUAUGAUGAUCGCAAAUUCUGCAAUUGAAUUUAUACUGUAGUCCAUUCAUUCAUAGAAUAAUAUACUAAAUUGAAAUGUUUACUUGCAUGUGGC
Gastrolobium bilobum is the source of this 749-nucleotide messenger RNA. RefSeq lists its product as uncharacterized. Gene Ontology annotation, cellular component: mitochondrial inner membrane. The coding region runs from base 298 to 561 and encodes 87 amino acids. Lineage: Eukaryota; Viridiplantae; Streptophyta; Magnoliopsida; Fabales; Fabaceae. Gene Ontology annotation, biological process: mitochondrial respiratory chain complex IV assembly. The transcript is spliced from 3 exons. The record is from RefSeq and is a predicted model, not a curated record.